AGUGCAGUGCAGUCGAUGCGGGUGUGUGUGUCCUAUAAAUAAGCCAUCGGACGCUGCACUACGCAGCAGGCGGUAGCCAGCCACAGCCACACACAACGACUGACCUACCCCAUGCUAUCUCUGCAUAUUUGCGUUCUUGAUCGCGCUCUUAUUACUCCUCACCGUCGACAUCACGCGCACGCAUCGAACUUUGUAUAGCAGCUAGAGCACCAGAGCCAGGAGCGGCGCGGCACGGGACAUGGUGAAGGGCGCGCAUUUCCAGGACGCGGCGGUCGACGGCGGCGCCGGCGGCAAUGCGGAGGCGGCGAUGCAGGGCGGCGCCAAGCGGCAGUACAAGGGCGUGCGGAUGCGGAGCUGGGGCUCGUGGGUGUCGGAGGUCCGGGCGCCCAGCCAGAAGACGCGGAUAUGGCUCGGCUCCUACUCCACCGCCGAGGCCGCCGCGCGCGCCUACGACGCCGCCCUGCUCUGCCUCAAGGGCUCCGCCGCCGCCGACCUCAACUUCCCCGUGCACCUCCCCUUCCACGUCCCCGCCGCCGCCGCCAUGUCGCCCAAGUCCAUCCAGCGCGUCGCCGCCGCCGCCGCCGCCGCCAGUGGCGGCGCCACAUGCAGCCCGCCGCAACUGCAAGCCGGCGCCGCCGCGUCGGCGCCCUACUCGGCCGGCGGUGGCGCCGGCGCCACUCCUCCGUGCAGCUACGGCGACGCGUCGUCGUCGUCUGGCGUUAGCUCCCCGGAGACCGGCCGGAACGCUGGCCUGUGCUACGGCACGGCGCACUACGACGACAUGGACAUGGACUUGGCGGGCGACGCCGACGCGGACCUCGCCGCGCUCGCGGACAUCGAGGCCUUCUUCCAGUCGCCUAAGUGCAUGGAGUACGCCAUGAUGGACCCGUGCAGCACGUUCUUCGCACCGGCGCCCGUGGCUACGGACGCGGCCAGCGAGUGGGCGGAGGAAGGCGAGAUCGACCUCUGGAGCUUCUCGUCCCUCAACUGAUCCAACCAUCGUCAGCUCCUCCACAGACAUCAGUUUAGAGGUGAAGCAAAAGCAAGCCUCACGUGAUCAUCGUCCAUCCACUCAACACUUAGCGAUUAAUUACAGCUGCAACCUACGUGAUCAAGAAUUGGUCACGGUAUAAAUAAGCAUUAAGGAUUAAUUGAUUCAUACUAGUAUUAGUUAGUUAUUUUACUAUACUACUAGUGUCUCAUGGAGCUACAUGUUUUAAGGCAGCUUUCCAUGGAGUCAACGACCUCCCCUCAGUUGCAUUGCAUGGCAUGCUAUGGGUAGGGGUAGGAAGCUGUGUGUUUCUGCAAGUGCAAGUAAUGGAUUAUAAAUUAUGAUGAUGUACUCCUA
Messenger RNA from Zea mays, 1348 nucleotides. RefSeq lists its product as uncharacterized. Bases 239 to 991 code for a protein of 250 amino acids. The transcript has a single exon. Gene Ontology annotation, molecular function: DNA-binding transcription factor activity; DNA binding. NCBI's taxonomy places the organism in Eukaryota, Viridiplantae, Streptophyta, Magnoliopsida, Poales, Poaceae. The record is from RefSeq and is a predicted model, not a curated record. Gene Ontology annotation, biological process: regulation of DNA-templated transcription.